Molecule: messenger RNA, 7911 nt
Organism: Phytomonas sp. Hart1
Lineage: Eukaryota; Euglenozoa; Kinetoplastea; Trypanosomatida; Trypanosomatidae
Source: the annotation of a GenBank genome assembly
AUGGUCCUUGUCGCACAGGCCGCCGUCGCGACGCGGAAUCUACCCCUUCUUCUGGAACUUGUCCAACUAGAAGCAAACUCUGAGAACAACAUUCAGGACAAUCUCCAUCAUCCUGCUGAACUCUAUGAUGCCGCGCUGCGUCUUAUUCAAAUUCAAUCCAUUCAAAUCAACGCACAUCAUCGCCGCUAUUUAUGUUAUUAUUCUGGUAUCCUAGCGUCUUCUUUAGCGUUGAGAAACGCGGAAGUGCUUUCGAUGCGUGUUUAUAGUGCAUAUGUGAAAAGGUGUAUCAAUGCGAUGGAGACGAAAGAACUAUAUUCUGCUUGCUUAUAUGUAAACGCUGGAUAUAUACACAAUAAUAAGAAGAUAUCAUGCAAAUUUCUAUUAACAGCGGUGCACAUGCCACUUCUUAAAAUAUUAUACACCAUUCACAAGGUCCCGCUAUCUAGAUUAACGAAUGAUCACGACAUUCUUUUUUAUAAUGUCGAUAAUGAAAGUAAAAGACCUGUUUCCAGAUCUUGUGGCACACAUUUAAGUACGGAAAAUAUUGAUAAGAUUCAAAAAGACACCCUUAAUCAUUUUCACACCAUCCGUCAUCCAGAUAUGCUACUCGUAGCGCUCGUCGUGGAUAUUUUACGUCGUAUAGCUCCAUAUUCAAGAAUAUUAACUACUACCACAGAUGUAAUUCUUAAUAUUUUUGUCGAAACUAAAAAAUUAUCAGCUUGGGCAAAUAUUACAGCGGUUGCGGUAGAAUUUGCGUAUGAGACAUUUUACUAUUCUUACCCCUUUGCCGCCCUUAAAGUUGUAAGAAUUGGAUUGAAGUCUGGCGCAUUAAGCCCUUCAAGAGCCAUAAAUAUGGUUACUGGACUUCAAAAAAAAAGUAUAAUGUGUUUUCAAAUUCAAAGUAGUGAUAGUAAUAUGAUGAAUUUAGGAAAGAUUAAUGUAGAAGAAAAAACAAUGGCGAAGGGGGAAAAGGAAGCUGGUAAUGCCAUAGCGAACUUCAUGGCACUUUCUCUUAUCUGCAGCGAUGGCUAUGAUGCUAUCUUGGAAAAUGUACUGAACGCUGAAAUUAUAGUUCCCUUUCAGGAUGCUCUGCUAGAAGAAGGUAUUCGACGAUUGCACUUGAAGUUAAUCAGUAAAGAAAAAAAAGAGAAAAUGAUUUUAAGAGACUAUAAAGCGCUCGUGGAGGAGGCUGUCGAUGUUAUACAUUUCCUACAGAGUAGUGUAUCGCUCCCUACCGCAGCUUUAAAUCAGCUUAUUCAACAUUUAUACGAUAUCGUACAGCACGAGGCGGAUCUUUUCUGUAUUCAGAAAAAUAUUAAAAUUCGGAGCUUUUUAUCACCAGCUCUUUCAAUUUCGAUUGAAUUGGAAACAAUAGUAAUUAUCAUCGUGAAUGUUAUUUUAAGUAUGAUAUCCAUCAUAUCAACAGCAGAAGGAGCUAAAAGAUACGUGUUACAUCAGCAGUGUUUAAAGCUUCUUCAGCUUUUUAGCUCCCCUUUUUCAGCUUCAUACAAUCAUCUUAAUGGAAAAAUGAAUACGGAAUGCCUUGAAAUGCACAGCAAAACACAUGAAAAAGUAAUAAUUAAUGUAAAUCAGAGUACGUUAAGGGUCAUUCACUUUUUUUUCCAGAAAUGCAAACAUGCUGAUGCUGAAUCUGUGCGAGAGAUAGUUCUUAACUGGCUACUAUCCCGUUCACAUCCAUUGUUUGUAUCCAUUCUUCCACAAAUUCUUCGAGAAGAUGAAGCGAAAAAUGAUUUUUCGACUAUCGUUCAACCGCUGGGUAUUAAUCCUCCAUCUGGAAUUAUUAUUACCAAAAGCGCGCAGGUUUUGUUUGAUGCGAUGCAAUGGGCAUGCUGCGAUGGUGAAAAGAGCUUGAUUCGCGAGCUCCUUGCGCAUGUGGAGCCCUUCGCGUUGGUACCUCUUAUUCAGCUCCCGCUAACCUGUCACAACGAUGAAGUUCACGAAUACAAAGACAUAAAGAAAGCGGUAGGAUGGUGUGAAGCGGAAUUACAAGGAAGAAAAAAAAACAAAAUAAAAGGGCUCCGAAAACUUCAAAAUGAUGCGAUUGCUGUAGAUAUAAAUUUACUACUGACAUUAUCAAGCGGUGAGCAUUUGGAAGUCCUUCACGAUUGGCCUUUACUACGAAACUCACUGUUACGUUUGCAUCAUUUCGUGAGCCAAAGAAAUAGUUUUUCAUCCAAUGAUUAUCAUUUCCAUUCUACGCUGUUAAAGAAUAUGGCAGCGGUUCUAGUUAAACUCCAAAAACCCUUGAUUUGUCUUAUCAUGGAGGUUUCUCCGAAGAUGGAGCUUUGUAGGGAAAUCGAGACGGCAGUUAAGGAAUACUUAGUGUGGAGUGAACGUCUUUUUCUCUCACAAUUGCUCAUUUCAUGGUUUUCAAACGCCACCUUACAGGCUAUAAAAAAAAGUGAAGGCUGUGAAACAGUUAUAGAACUCUACAACCAACUGCUAAAAAAAACUAUGGAGCUUUUAGACGCCUCCUGGGAAAUACUGCGUCUCUUUUUUAUUUGGAAGACCUCCUUUCAAUACGAUGAAACUGAGGUGUAUUCCAAGAUAAAAAGUGAUUAUAUGUUAGAUAGCAAAGUAAAUCGAGACAUCGUAGAGGUUAUCCAGGGGCUGGAAGAGCAUGCUAAUAACUUGUUAUUCAUCCAAGGGCACUUAUGGAUUAAAAAGGGGAUUGACUAUUUAAGUCCUUCAGUAGUAAAUCUCACUAAACGUAUAGAACUUUGGUGCGUACUUCGCGUAAUUUCAUCAAAUGCCUUUUCCACAUCGGACAAAUCGCAUGAAGAUAGUAAUAGUUCGUCGAAGAACGUUUCUUCUGUUAUUGUGGAAAGAUUAUGCUGUGAUGUAGUUGCGCUGAAUGUCUUAUACGAAAGUCCUCCACAAGCUGUUCUACAUCACCACUUCAAUGCCUCCCAAAAAAUUCAGGAAACGAACAGUAGAAAAGAACCCUUAGUUUCUGAAAACCUUUUAAGACGUAACAAUUCAUCUAUGCCUAACGAAAAUUCGACAAAAUAUUUAUUCGAGGAAUCUAAUGAAGAGGAUAGGCAUCUUUUCCGAUCGCUUGAUCUCAUUGCGAAGUCCAACCGCGCUGGACCUCAUUCAUACGUGUACUUAAACUCCUUCACGGUUUGUUUUAUUACUGUUGUGCACGCUAUCACCUCCUACCUUGUGGAAGAUAUGGCAUCUUCGAAAGUAAAAAAAGACUUAAAGGCUAUAAACGAUUUUCAACAGGCAAUCUGCGCUCAGCUUCGAGCGAGUGAACUCAGAACACUCCAUGAAGCGGCACUGAGACUUUGUUAUAUGGAAUUAUGUGGAUAUAAUCAUGAGGGUAUUCAUACGGAUAGCAAGAGUAAUAAUCGUGGAGCAAAUAUCUGCAUCUUUUUUCCCUGGAUUCUCGCGUGGGCGACACCCUCCACGACCUUUUAUAUUGAAUUGCUCAACGCUUUUAAUUUUUUCCAUAGUAAUAAAACGUGGGGACGGCAAAAAGAGUCAGCUCUUUACGUUCAUGCAUUUCAACGUAUAGCGGAGGUUGAUCAAUGGUAUCGUACGCAUGCGGUUCGAAAAGAUAGCUAUGAUCACAGCAUCCAAAAACAGGAUUUUUUGUCUUCAAACGGAACAUUUUUACUAAAUUACUUAAUUCAACAACCGCCAAGGAAUUUCGAGGAGCGUGCGGCGCAUGAAAAAAAUAUUGGUCGUAAUCUUGUUUCGCUGACGUGUCCAUUGUUUAACGAGGCCCUAGUAGCAGCGGCUUUUGUGUGUUUAGCGCCCUCCCUCAAAGUGGAUUCAAUGUUCUCUCUUCCUUUUUCUCGCAAUUAUUCGUCUUCUUUCGGUGGGCUAAACACCCAAUUGGUGGAUCGAACGCAUAGCCCUCUCCGUGCGAGGGCCAGAGAGGGGGAAGUGGGGAACGACAACGACGAAAAAAAGAUGUAUUCCCUUCUUUUGUCCUUUCCACUGGUGCUUCAGAAGGAAUUAUUACCGUUAUGGCGACAAGGACGUCUUACGCGUGAGCAAAUCACCGCAAUAGAUCGCUGCUUUGAGAUGUUUAUCUCGUCUGUGGUCCCCUUCGCCGCGCCGCUGACACUUCGUCGAAUGGCGGUUAUAUGGUUUUUGAUAACACGAGGAGGGUUCGUUAAUUGCGGCUCGACAAAAACGUCUGAAAAGUUUUUAAUAUCGAAUGUAGAAGGGUAUGAAUCUGGUGUUAAGGAAGAGUUUGAAGCAUGUUUGACGUGGAUGAACAAUGAAGGAGAACGAUUUUUUGUAGAAAUACUCGAAAGCAGAAUGAAGCCGCUUCUUUCAAAUGGUGGUGAGGAGGGCGCCUCCUUUUCAAGAAUUCAUCGACCGAAUGGGAUGUUUCUUCAUGUUAAAACGACGCCAUGGAUUCGACGACAGCUUUACUCAUGCAAAAGUUCCCCUUUGAAGGUGAGAAACCUCCUAAGGAGUGUUUUCACUCAAGGAUCAGCGAUCGAGAUGAUCACUCAAUGCUUUCCCGAUGUUGAGGCGCUCCGUUCUCAGAUCGGAAAAGAAACCCCAUAUCCCCUUACUUUCUCGAAAAAGCAAAGAAAAGAGGAAGAAGGAAAUUUCUCCCCCAAGGGAUCCUCUCGACAAUUGUUGCCAGCACUGGGGGAAGUCGAAUUAGAAUGCCUUCUUUCGAUUGCCGGUGAUAAACUACCGGAAGAAGUAAAUACAACACUCUUUGAAGUUAACAUGUGGAGGGAAUCCGAGAGACGAUUUCGAAGAAAUCGAGAGGAACUUCAGAUGGGGAUGCGAUGUAAAUCAAAAGGAGUGUAUGUAAAAUCCAAGGAGGUUGCUCCUCUUUCACAGAAAUCAAUACCCUAUUGGGUGAAUUGUGUAUUAAGACUUGUUCUACAACCCAACGAGCAUAACGAUAAACACAGAGAGGAAACGCUUCCGCAAGCUGAUAUAUCGAAGUAUGCGGCUAUGCAUCAUUCGAGCCUUCAUCUAAGAAAACGCGCAACGCCUGGCGAGCAGCUCCAGUUUAUUCUAUCAAACUGUCUGCUAUUAUCCACGAUUCCGGAUGAAGUGAUUGAUAAAGGUAGUCCUCCGCAUCGAGAACUUGGCAUAGAAAGCUGGAAAGAUAUCUUCCACAGGAUUCAUGCUGAAGUCAAAGACCUGCAGCGGCGCUCACACGAGGUUCAGUUCUGCGCUAUUGAACACAUACAGGGCGAUUUGAAUAUUCAGGAUCAGUUGGAAACGUUUAUUCUUCGGGAAUGCCUUGACCUCUACAGUUCUAAUGAAAAUAAAGAAAGUAUUCCAUCCCAAGGAGAAGAGGCUGAUCUGAGGAAAGAGAACAAAGAUGCACUUUGGAUGAUCAACAGCCUUAUCCUUUGCUUGGACGUUAUUCAAAAAGGCCGCUCAUUGCCUUUUGUGAUGACGAACAUCUACCCUCUAUGCAAUAUCGCACAAGUGCAUCAAAAUUUCUCACAACUCGCUACCAAUCAUAACGACACUUUCAAUAACGAAAGUUCUAUCACCCAAAUCACUAUUAAAUCCCUAACAAUGUGGUGUAACUUUGUUCAAUAUCAUGUCUAUGAACUUCUUUUCGAAACCCCUCUGGUAGAGCGGUUUUCCGAAGAAAGAAUGCGUGCAAUAAACUGUGAAUCCGCCAUAGAGGAGGCUGGAAAUCACCUGAUAUCGGCAUCUUCUGUUAAUGUAAUGCAGAGGGCAUCAAAGGAGCUCACAGAGGUAACGCGACCACUCAUGGCGUUUCUUCGGCUCCUCGUCAUGGAAGGGUGUCUUGUGGAGCUACGCCUUGAAAAACUUUUAAGACAACAAAUACCGUGGAAAAGGGCAAACACCCUAAGAAAAGAGAAGAAUAAUAAAAUUGAUUACAUGUUACGCUCACUUAAGAAGGAUAAAGCGCGAAUUCGAUCGAUCAUGCGCAAUUUAUCCUCAAUUGUGCGGGAACUGGUCUAUACUUCCCUUCUUGAUUCAACGUCAGUGGCAUCAAUCCCAAAAUUAUUUUUGGACGAUAACGUGGUUCGAAGUGGAUUGCAAACUUGUAUUCUUUUAGGGGCGUGGAAAGACCUGCGGUGGAUCUGCCAAAAACUGCUUAUUUCUCGUCGACCGCGAGAAUCCAGCGGGAGAAUUACGGACGAAGGGAAGCCUCUUUUAACCCUUCUGCUACCUGUCUCCGUGGCUGCACUUUUCGCAUCUCUCAGUCGACCAACUGGGAGCGGGAGCUUUUCUAACGAGUUCAAAUCCUUCGCGAGCUCUCUAGAUUCGCCCAAUCAGUACGUUCCACGAUCACCCACAGGUGGUUAUGCUGAAAUGGAUAAAAAAGAGACGGAUCUUGGCUUCACAAAAGAAGAAGGUUUUGAGAACUUCAUCAAAUUUCUCUCAGCAUUGGAACAGAUUCUGAAGAUCCGUAUCGCGAACGCUACCACACAGUUUGGUCAAGAAGCGUACUGUCAACCAGGUUAUGUUGAACGGCUUGCUUUUGCACACCCUCUGCAUGCGCUUUUAGCUGCCUUUGAAAAUCAUCCGCCGACAAGUCUUCAAACGCGCGAAGAAUUUGAGCGGAUGCAAAGAUUCCUCUCCUUUACGACACUUCUCAUUAACCCGACGCACGGAGCUCAACUUUGGAAUCAGGUUCAACAAAGCAACGCGGUUGAUCAGAGUAUUCAUGGUCAACAAGAAACUUACGAGGAAAUUCCUAAUGUGCACACGGCGUCAUUGAGUGAUGAAACCGUCAAAUCGGCCGUUUCCUGCUUACUUACGUCCUCACCAAGCGACUAUAAAGCCUUUAGACGCCUUGAAUCGAAGCUACUUAUGAGGCAGCUGCCCGAAAUAGGCAAACACGAAAAAAAAUCCGCGUCAGAUUCGAAUUCGAGCUCCUAUUCUGUCAAAGAAAGUAAAGGUGGUCAAUCCCUCCAAGCGUCAUGGCGAAUAUUCACUGACGCCCUGCUCUAUCAACCAAACCUCUUGUCUGGCAAAACUGUCUUGCGGGUAUUCCUCUCGUUGCGGCACCUUCCACACACAAAACACUUCAUUCCAUUAGUCCUCUCCAAGGCUGUUGUGGAUGCCUGUCCAACCUUCUCGACGGCCCUCGAGAUGAUGGCGAUGUCCCUCCACACCCUACCCCGCGGUGAGGCUGCGGCGGUACAGCACCACAUCCUCCUCUGCCUCCUGGAGAGACUACGUCGUAAUCCGACAAACGGGGGCGAUAAUAUCGAUGGCCAGGAAAUGGAUGGCUUCACCAAGGGUCUGGAAGACUACCUUUACACGCCAAAGCUCGAAUUCUGGAGUGACAAACGGGCUCAAAAUGAGAGGGAAGCGAACUUCACACUCGCUGAGCAAAAAAAAGGGAUAAUCGCAGUGGUCUGCAUCUGCCUUGACCUCCUGCAGGUUUACAAGGGAAAUCGGGCGGUUUCCCUCAAAGGGGGCGCUCCUAUCCCACAGCACGUCCUGUCACUCCUCCUCCACGCUGCGGUCUCAGACAUAGAGGUAACCUGUUACAUUUAUGGCCUUUUUUGGCAACAGCCCUACCCCCGUGUAGAGGGGGUCAAAGUCUUUCUCUCCGUCCUAAAAGCGGCUCAGAUUUCUCGGGGGGAGAGGGGGCAACAGAAGGGCCUAACUGUCCGUGCGAUGGUGGAUUUUCUGUUCCUGAGCACUGGGGUGGUGAAGGUCGUCAACACACCUCAAGGGGCGGUUUCUACCACGGAUGGUGUAAGGCAACGGCGCCCGCGGCGCUUCUCGGAUGAUAAUCACCGGGUUUUGUGGCAAGCCUUUGUCCGUGCAUGCCGCUCUGGGGCCGUUGAGGAAGCAAGUGCCUCCCAUAUAGUGAAUGCCUAUAAGAGUUGCAGUCUUAUCGAUGAGGUUGAGGAACUGCUUGUCAACGCAUCCUAUAUAAAAAAAAAAAAUGAAAUAGUAUAG